CUACCCGUUUCACGAUUUUUCCAGGUCAAACUUACUCAAGAUGAACGGUUCACUCAGGCGGCUGUGAAGUAUUGCCAAGAAGAGAUCGACAAGAAUCCAGCGAUGAAGAAGUGCACUGAAUUGACGCAGCCUGGAUAUGCGCUAAGUUGUUUGCUCGAGUUCACUCCGAACGUGACGGCUACGUCACAGUGUCAUGCUUUUCUACGUAGAACAGCUGUUUUGGCUUUCGGCGAUUUCCGUCUUAUUGGACCAUUCGUGGAGAAAUGUGGAGCAACCCUUAGCAAAUUAGGAUGCGGGACGCUUACUCCUCACAAAGCCCAUGAAGGGGUGAGAGUGCCUCAUACACAAGGCAUGGCUCUGGAAUGUCUUAUAAGUAAUGUUGUAAAACACGGAAAAGAUCAGUCUGACCCACUUCAGAUGUUGGAACCAGGAUGCAGGCACGAGGUGAUGCGGCUGGUUGAAAUGCAAACCGAUGACUUUCACUUGGACAGGACCCUUUUCUUCGCAUGCCGGCAAGACAGAGAGCGCUAUUGUAAAGAAGUUCAAGCCGGUCAAGGGAAAGUAUUUGAGUGCCUCAUGAUGAAUCGAAACGAUCAGUUCAUGGAGCCAGAGUGCGCAAGAAUGCUGGGCGAACGAGCUUAUCUGAUGGGCCGCAACUAUCGCAUGGCUCAUCCUCUUGUGAAAGCCUGCGCAAACGAAAUGAAGGAAUACAAAUGUGAACCACAAGAUGAGCUAGAGUCGGCCGCCCACUUCCACUUGACGUGGAUACUGUUGUGUCUGGAGAGUCAUGCACACAAUGCGCAGAGUCCCGAAAAACUGCCUUCUCCGCAAUGUCAGCAUGAAAUGUUGACCCAUCGGCAAAUGAUGAUCACUGAGUUCCAUAUGGCACCGGAUGUUGUGAUGCACUGCUCUCAGGAAAUCGACAAGUGGUGUAGCCCAAGAGGUGAUAUUGAGCCGAAAGGACUCACGCUGCAUUGCUUGAUGGAACAUGCAUCAUCAACGGACAAGACAAAACAAGUAGGAGCUCAGUGUAUGCAGGCACUAAAAGACGUUGUCAAGGUUGCUGAUGUUGGAUCGAACUACAAAGUUGACAAGGUUCUCUAUGGAUCGUGCAGAUCACUCAUUGACGGAGCUUGUGCUCGUGAAACGGGCUCAGAGUCUGAAACGCUAACGUGUUUGAUGAGACAUGUCGACAGUUCCGAUAUGACUCCUAUGUGCGAACAAAGGCUGCUGGAGGUUCAAUAUUUCAUGGCAAGAGAUUGGACGUUGGAUCCUCAGCUGUAUGAAGCUUGCCACGAUGAGGCUGUUAGUAGAUGUCAUGCGCCUGCCAAUUGGCACAUGUCGUCGAAUGGGCCAGAUCCUGGUCCAGCAGUCCUGGCUUGUCUGUACAGAUCCGCAUAUGACGAUGAAGUCCCGCUAUCGAAGAAAUGUGGUAUAGAGGUCAGAAGAGUCCUACAUACACGAGCAGUACGUGUGAAUCUGAUUCCUGACAUCGAAGACGCCUGCCGAGAAGCGUUGUCUGAGUAUUGCUCUAAUAAUGUGAAGCCAAUGGAGGAGAUGACUUGCCUUCAAGAAAACUUCGAAAAGAAGGAGUUCAUCAAGCGGUAUCCUCUCUGCCAUAAGGAAAUAUCACGAUUCACGGAAAUGGAAUCGAAAGAUACGAAAUUGAACAGAGCUCUAAUGAAAGCAUGCAAACCUGUGAUCAAAGUCCACUGCGAACAAUUCGCCAACGAAGAUAUUGACCAUGGUGAUGUGAUGGAAUGCUUGUUGAAUAACAAGGACCAACCCGAAAUGACUUCAAAGUGUCGUUCAUAUGUGAAUCACUUCGAGCUGAUCUCCCUACGGGAUUAUCACUUCUCAUACAAAUUCCUGAAAGCUUGCGGACCCGAUAUUGAACAACACUGUCGGAACCGCGGUAAUGACAAGUGA
Molecule: messenger RNA, 1929 nt
Organism: Haemonchus placei
Lineage: Eukaryota; Metazoa; Nematoda; Chromadorea; Rhabditida; Trichostrongylidae
Source: the annotation of a GenBank genome assembly